Molecule: messenger RNA, 847 nt
Organism: Camellia sinensis
Lineage: Eukaryota; Viridiplantae; Streptophyta; Magnoliopsida; Ericales; Theaceae
Source: RefSeq, a predicted model, not a curated record
UGGGUCCAACGGAGGUUUAAGCGCAAUAAAGGACUGCGGCGGUCUACGCCACAAACAGAGAGAGAGAGAGAGAGGGGGAGAGAGGAUCGUUGGAGGAGGAUCACGGAAAAAAGAGGAAGAUGAGAAAAUCGGUGUUGUGCAUAUUCACAAUUCUGGCCAUUUUCUCAGUCGCUUCUUGCAUUGAUGAUAAAUGUUCUGCCUGCAACGCCGUUGCGGAAGAGAUAGAGCUUGGACUUUCCAAUGAAAAACCAAGGAAUCAUCUGGAUAUGAGGCAUCGACUGGACUCUAAAGGUCAGCGUAAAGGAAAGGUGAUCGAUUACAGUAGAGUCAGUGAGCUGAGAGUUGUUGAACUUCUGGAUGGGCUCUGUGAAAAGAUGCAAGACUACACUCUUACAAAGAUAGAUUCAACCAAACAAGAAUGGAUCAAAGUGGAUGACUGGGAUAACCUCAGUACUAAUCAACAAGAAGCCCGAGCCUAUUCAAAAGAUAUAUCAAGUUAUUGUGGGAGGUUGCUCGAGGAAAUAGAAGAUGAGUUUGCAGAAUUGAUAAAGAAAGGAUCUGUUAAAGUAGGAGAAGUGAGUGAAGUUAUUUGUCAAGAUCUCAGCAAGCACUGCCAGACAAGUGGUUACCAUCACACAGGUGGUGCCGAGGACGAGACUGACAAAGAACUUUAAAAUCACUUUUGGAUACUUUGUUACAAGCCAUUUGUUUUUGUAAUCCCAGAUUUUUUAUUUUCUGGAUGUAAGUCCAUGAAUUAAUGCUUCUAAUUUACUCCCGGGGACUCUGAAUCAGUGUGUUAUUUCUUUUCUAAAACAAAUGAAAGUUUAUUAACAUGACUUCAUUAAUA